This is a messenger RNA of Rotaria socialis, 1191 nucleotides long. NCBI's taxonomy places the organism in Eukaryota, Metazoa, Rotifera, Eurotatoria, Philodinida, Philodinidae. The record is from the annotation of a GenBank genome assembly.
AUGUAUAAUUCAGCCAUGAACUCACAAGAUGAUUCCGACAUAACUAUUAUAAAUCCUUCGAUUAUAAAUGAACAUAAUGAUGAACAAGUAGCAAGUUCUCAUGUUCAAAAAUCUGCUGUUAAACAUCCAAAUUCUGAAGUUAAACAAGACUAUAUAUUCGUUGAUAAUAAUCCACAAGAACAUGCUAAACAAGUUGAACAAGCAUUAAAAUAUUAUGUGCAAGAUUUGACGCAAGAAACGAAUACACAAUGGCAAUGUGAUAAACAAUUAGUUGUACGUUUAAUGGAUCUUGUUCGACCAGUCUAUUCACAUGAUCAAAUGAAAUUGAUUGAAUUAGAAGAAAUGCAAAAACAAAUUGGUUCUUUACAUGAUAAACGAUAUAUUGAGCAACGAGAAAAAUUUGAACAAUUACGUGCGGAAAUUUGUCAGCUCAAUAAAAUGUUACUUGAACACAAAGACGAACAAUUAAUAUCUACUGAUCAUGCUGAUCAUAACUCAGUUUAUAAUAUUGCUGAUAAACGACACUCAGUACAAGAUUACGAUCAAUGGACUGAAAUAGCAGAUGAUACAAAAAAACUUCAUGAGAUUGUUCAAUUACAACAAAAUCAAAUCAAUGAACUUGUUAAUUUAGUAUCAGAAACAGCGACAGUUCCAGUUAGUCUCAUCAAUCCACCUGAUGAUCCAAGUACUGAUGCCAAAACUGUCAUGCCUGACCCACCGAAUCCAAGAGGGCAAACAGAGCCAGCGUCAACUGAUCUUGCGCCAGCAGUAACACUUGACAAUCAUUCACCUGGUACAUCACCUAGUCAAUCAUUGGCUACGUUAAUUCCAGAAUCAUUUAUGCAAGUACAGCCUGCCAAUCAAACAGAACAAACCAAAGAUACACAAGAGGAAAUAGACGACAUGCAAGAACCUAUACGUGACGAACCACAUGUACUACCCAUUGAUAUUCCCAUCGUUCCUGUUGCUCCUCCAAGAGAACUAAAAAAAUGUCCCGUUUGCAGUCACGAAUUUUUGUUAACUACUAGUGAUGAAGACAUGUACGAUCAUAUUGAAACAUGUUUAUUUCCACCGACGGCUCGUGCUGAACCAACGCAUUAUGAAUGCCCAUAUUGUUAUAAAAAACUUCCAGGCAAUAAUGAAUCAGCUUAUCUUCAGCAUUUAUCAGACUGUAUAAAUCGGGAUUUAUAA